AUGGAUCCAGGUGCCAGAGGAUACUGCAAAGUGGGAAUCAAAGAGUGUCCUAGACCCAGUGGGACCCCAGUGGACCUUGGAGACAUGGGGCUUUCUGCAACCACCCAAGAUGGGACUAUAGGACAACGGACAUCACUGACUUAUCUACCAAAAUCUAUUAUGGUAGUUCAUUCCACACCAUCAGGAGAGAAAAUUCACUGUGAGAGCUACUCAAUAAAUACAGAAACAGAUGGGCCUCCGCUGACUGAAACCGCAAUGGGGCCUUUUCCUGAGCAUACAACAUCCAAGAAACACCACAAAAGUACCGCAGAUAUGUCAUAUCCUGCCAACAUUUGCUUACUUUCACCUUCUGCUCCUGAUGUUCUGGGUGGGAAGGACUCUCCCUGGCGCCGCUGUUCACUGAGAGAGGCCAACAAUGUUCAAUGCUUCCGCCGCCAUGCCCUCAGCGUACCCAACAUGGGCCCCACCAGCCCCCUCCGUCUGUCCAACAGCAGUCCCCUCCACAGCUGCCCUCUCUCACCGGCACGCAGCAGCAUAUCCAGCCCUGCUAGAGACGUGGAGAGGCUUGCCAAGGCCCGGAGCAAACUUCUUGAGAGCGAAAGCAACCAGACACCCACACUUCCUCGAGAGACGAGAGAACAACUUCGUUAUGUGUCAAAGGAUGGAAAGUGCCGUGUCAAUCUAUGCCACAUAUCUGAGAGGGGGCGUUUCCUCUCUGAUAUCUUUACCUCUUUUGUGGAUCUCCAGUACCGCUGGUUCCUGUUUGUGUUCAUGAUGUGCUACAUUGUCACUUGGUUCGUAUUUGCUGGGCUCUACUACAUGAACGCAUAUUUUCGAGGCGACCUAGGUCAACAGCCAUCCUUCAGCAUCUCUGAUAACGGACUUGUAGAGCAAAAGCCUUGCUAUUUAGGGGUGGAAGGCUUUAUUUCAGCGCUGCUCUUCUCUGUGGAGACGCAGCGUACCAUCGGUUAUGGAUCUCGCACUGUGUCCCCCACCUGCCACGAAGCCGUGCUGCUGGUUAUGAUGCAGUGCAUUGUUGGGUCCAUGAUAGAUGCCCUGAUGGUGGGCUGCAUGUUUGUGAAGAUAUCUCGUCCUAAGAAGCGCGCUGAGACACUUCUUUUCAGUCGCACCUGCGUUAUUGCAAACCGCGAUGACCAGUUGUGUUUGAUGUUUCGACUGGGAGACUUGAGAGAUAGCCACAUGGUGGACGCAAAAGUUCGUGCAAAAUUAAUCAAGUCCCGCCAAACUGCUGAGGGGGAAUUCUUACCCCUCGAGCAGACAGAGAUUGACCUGGGAUAUGAAACUGGGUCAGACAGACUCUUCCUUGUGGAACCUCAGGUCAUUCAGCACAAUAUUGAUGCUAACAGUCCGCUAUGGGAACUGGGUCCUGAGCAACUUAGAAGACAACAAUUUGAGAUAAUUGUUAUUUUGGAGGGAAUUGUUGAGGCCACAGGGAUGAUGUGCCAAGCCAAAACGUCCUAUAUUGAAACAGAGAUUGAGUGGGGGGCUCGCUUCGAACCGUGUAUGACGCAGGAGAAGGGCUCAUUCAGAGUGGAUCUGCGUCGGUUCCACACCACCUACCGAGUCCCACUGCCUAACUGCAGCGCUAGCCAAGCACACCGGUUAAUGGCUCUGGUUGACUAUAAAGCCCAAAGCUAUAAAGGCUGCAAAGACUGUGACGCUUGGGAGGAGGAAACUGGAGGAAUGGAGGACAGAGAGAAGUCCCCAUCCCACAGAGGAUUCACUACCGGUAGCAUUCAGGAGGAGAGAAUACCCGAGGGGAACGAAAAUGAAACGAGUGCAGAGAAGAGCAGGAUCUGA
Molecule: messenger RNA, 1821 nt
Organism: Menidia menidia (Atlantic silverside)
Lineage: Eukaryota; Metazoa; Chordata; Actinopteri; Atheriniformes; Atherinopsidae
Source: the annotation of a GenBank genome assembly